AUGGAAAGAGCUGGCAAGUCGAUUCUUAAGACUCCGCUGUGUCCAGACCAACAUAAAAACCAUGAAUUCGAUUCCCCAACAUCUGAACAAUGUUGUUGGGGCAGAGAAGAUAUUGUUGAGGAAGCUAAAAAGCAACUAUGGCUAGCUGGGCCCCUUAUUGCAGUUAGUUUGCUUCAAUAUAGCUUACAAAUGAUAUCUAUUAUGUUUGUUGGCCAUCUUGGGAAACUACCACUUUCAGGUGCUUCCUUGGGUAACUCCUUCGCCUCAGUCACUGGUUAUAGUGUUUUGUUAGGAAUGGGGAGUGCAUUGGAGACGCUAUGUGGUCAAGCCUAUGGAGCCAGGCAGUAUCACAUGCUAGGAGUUCACACACAAAGGGCAAUGUUUGUCCUUCUAGUUUUGACCAUUCCCUUAUCUUUAAUUUGGUUUUACACAAGCAACCUUCUCAUAGCAAUGGGCCAAGACCAUGAGAUAUCAACCGAAGCAGGAAUAUUUAAUAGGUGGAUGAUCCCUGGCCUUUUUGCUUAUGGCCUCCUUCAAUGCCUCAACAGAUUUCUACAGACUCAAAACAAUGUUUUUCCAAUGCUGAUAAGCUCUGGAAUCACAACUUCAGUGCAUAUUGUCUUUUGUUGGGUUUUUGUCUUUGAAUACGAAUUAGGAAGCAAAGGAGCGGCCUUGGCAAUCAGCAUGUCCUAUUGGAUUAAUGUGUUCCUGUUGCUCAUUUACAUAAAUUUAGCUACAGCUUGUGCAUCAACUUGGAAUGGGGUUUCCAAAGAGGCCUUGAAUGAUAUUCUCAGCUUUAUAAAGCUUGCAGUUGCUUCAGCAGUUAUGAUAUGUUUCGAAUAUUGGUCCUUUGAGAUGGUUGUUCUUCUCUCAGGUCUUCUGCCAGACCCACAACUAGAGACAUCUGUAUUAUCAAUAAGCCUUAAUACAUGUUGGAUGGUCUAUAUGAUCUCUGUUGGUCUUGGCGGUGCCAUAAGCACUCGUGUGUCAAAUGAACUGGGUGCUGGGAACGCACAAGGUGCACUUUUGGCUCUCCGUGUCAUGAUUGUAAUUGCCAUAUUAGAGGGUACAACAGUAGGAUUGGUUACGAUUUUGGUGAGGAAUGUUUGGGGAAAGCUCUAUAGCAAUGAAGAUGAAGUUAUCAAAUAUGUUGGAAAGAUGAUGCUUCUGCUGGCGCUGUCUGACUUCUUGGAUGGUUUUCAGUGUGUGCUUUCAGGAGCUGCCAGAGGGUGUGGUUGGCAAAAUCUAUGUGCAUUUAUAAACCUUGGUGCUUACUAUGUUGUGGGAAUUCCUUCUGCUAUCCUAUUUGCCUUUGUCUUCCAUAUUGGAGGGAUGGGUCUUUGGAUGGGAAUCAUAUGUGGACUUUCUGUUCAAGGGAUAGCUCUGGUUACAGUAAAUGCAUGUACGGAUUGGGAUAGAGAGGCAAGGAAAGCAGUUCAAGUAACUUAGAAAACUAAAAUAGUUGCAGAACCGUAGAUUGACAAUGUCACAAACAUCAGACAGCCAGCGAAUAAGCGAUGGCCAUGUUUCUGUAAGCCUUUUAGUAAUUUUUAUACAAGGGAUGUGUAUAUGUACAUGUAAAACUCAAAGAAAGGAAGUUGCACUACUAUACAUUUUAAACAC
Molecule: messenger RNA, 1623 nt
Organism: Gastrolobium bilobum
Lineage: Eukaryota; Viridiplantae; Streptophyta; Magnoliopsida; Fabales; Fabaceae
Product: protein DETOXIFICATION 16-like
Exons: 8
Coding region: 1-1449 (482 amino acids)
Biological process (GO): xenobiotic detoxification by transmembrane export across the plasma membrane
Cellular component (GO): membrane
Molecular function (GO): antiporter activity; xenobiotic transmembrane transporter activity
Source: RefSeq, a predicted model, not a curated record